AUGAGUCUCGCUGAAGAGUUUGAAGAACUUGAUACUGAUCACAAUGGUCUCAUCAACUACAACGAGUUUUUAAAUGCAUUUAAAGAUAACAAAGAUGAAAAAGUUGAUGAUGAACACUUAAAAAUGGUGUUUGACAUGGCAAACAUAGAAGUAAAAGGGUUUUUGACCUCGAAUGAGUUUUUCCGUGUAAUGACUAACCUUGAUGAAGUUGAGGAAAAAUCUGAUAGAUCUGGAACCCUUGAAAUUAAUGAAUUGGCCAGAUUCAUGAGAGUCUUGAAAACUGAAUUAAAUGAAGAAGAAUUGAAGACGGCUUUGGCGGCAAUGGAUAGUGAUGGAGAUGGUAAAGUCGAUUUAGAAGAUACACUCAAAUUUUUCUUGAGUGACAAUCAAUGA
Entamoeba invadens IP1 is the source of this 393-nucleotide messenger RNA. RefSeq lists its product as hypothetical. Gene Ontology annotation, molecular function: calcium ion binding. The transcript is spliced from 2 exons. Bases 1 to 393 code for a protein of 130 amino acids. Lineage: Eukaryota; Evosea; Mastigamoebida; Endamoebidae. The record is from RefSeq and is a predicted model, not a curated record.